Nannospalax galili (Upper Galilee mountains blind mole rat) is the source of this 1798-nucleotide messenger RNA. RefSeq names its product protein interacting with cyclin A1 (gene Proca1). NCBI's taxonomy places the organism in Eukaryota, Metazoa, Chordata, Mammalia, Rodentia, Spalacidae. Gene Ontology annotation, biological process: phospholipid metabolic process; arachidonate secretion. The record is from RefSeq and is a predicted model, not a curated record. Gene Ontology annotation, molecular function: A2-type glycerophospholipase activity.
ACGCUUAGACCCGGGCCUGGAAGACACCUCAGCAGAGGACCGGGAGCGGGGGAGGCGGGCGGGGGGUUGGGCAAGCAUGAGGCGGUGCUAGGGGAUGGAGCGGGUGAAGCUAGACUGGAGCUUACCGCGAGGGCUCCACCAAGCUGAGGUUCCAAGUUGAACUCUGCGAGGUAGAGUUCUGUAGAAGAACGGGGCUGCCAGCGAUGUGGGUCAGGACGACACUAACGAUUAAAAGAUGGACUGAGGAAAAGACUGGCUACAAAGCUGAACUUUGGGAUGAGAGCGAGAACACCGGUGAAUGCAAGGAGACUGACAGGUGCUGCUGGAAACACAAGCAGUGUGCUGGGCACAUCAUUCAUCCCUUCUUGGACUAUGGCCAUGGCCACCACAACCUGCACCUACAUGCUGUCUGCCACUGCAACUGUGAAUCUAGGCUGAAGGACUUCUCAGAGAGGAUAAAUAGUAGCAGCUCUGGAGAUCUAGGCUCGACCUGCUCCACAGAUGGGAGCUCAACUUGCUUCAACAUCGUCCAUAUCCCUUGCUUUGAACUCAUCCCAGAAGAACAGUGUGUGGAGCAAUUUUGGUAUAGCUGGUGCAAAAGCUAUAGGCCUGACUCUGUGGCAAUGAUCCACCAUCCUAUCCACCAUGAGUGUGGGUCAGACCACCUAAAUGAGGAGGAAGAGACCCAGUCUCCCACCCUGACUCAGGUGUGUCCCACUGCCAUGCCUACCAGCCUGGACACCGGGUCAGGCACUGGGGCCCCUGACUCAGCAGCACCCAUCACCAUCUGGUUCUCUGAGAGCCCCACAGAUAAAAGCCAGGGCAGCAAGUUGGCAAGAAAGCAAAAAAAAAAAAAAAAAGAGAAAGAGAAAGACGAGGAUGAGAUGACAGAUGAGAAAGCAAAUUUAAAGACAAAACCCAAGAGCAAGUUACCUAAGAAGAAAAGCCCAGGGAAAUCAGAGUCUUCGCCUCCAGAUUUGAGCCAAUCACUAAGCCCAAGAGAACCAGUCAGGACAUCAGAGUCCAGCCCAGAAAGCCGGGAAGAGCUGGAGAGUGAGAACAGUUACAGUGCAAAGGGCCAAGAGAGGCCCUCUAGUGAGGAUGCUGUGGAGUCAUCAUUGCCCAGGAAGAGACAGAACACCGCCCAGGCCAAGAAGAAUGGGACAAAGACCUUACAAACUAGGAAAACGACCAAGAGAAAAUCUCCCCCAGUAUCUAACCCCAACCUCAGUUGAGGCCAGGGCAACCAGAGUGAAUAAAUCAAGCCUGUAACUGACCCCUGCUGCUAUUCUCUUUCCCUCCAACAGGGCCUCCUUGGGGGAGGUAGCUGAUUCUGGGCCAGGGCUUCAUGGGUUCUCAAAGGGCAAUCAUGCCUUCAAGGAGGAAUCUAUGGGAAAGUAGGCAGGAGAGGGCAUAGUGCUGUUUCUUUGUAACCUCCUAGGACCAGAGUGGAAGACUGUAUCUGGAGAGGGUGUGGAAGAGUGCGCUUCUUGCUUCUCAGAGACCAGUGUGUGUGUGACACCUGUUCUGUGACAGGCAGCACUCACCCUCAAUAAACUGCCUUUCCACCUACUCUGCCUGCCUUUCCUACCUCAAGUGGCCCUGAGGGAAGGGCUUGGGGCACCACAGAGGACAUGAUCUUCCCAGCUGGUAUGGUUCUGCUCUUGUGUGACCCUUGGGGCUGAUCUUUUGUGCUGAAGAGUAAAAAAAUGGAUUUCCAGCAGAAGGCCAACUUUUUCCCCUUCGCCCCAUUUCUGCAAACUCAACCAAGAAUGAAGAAAAGCAGAGUCAGAGCUUA